Molecule: messenger RNA, 12379 nt
Organism: Motacilla alba alba
Lineage: Eukaryota; Metazoa; Chordata; Aves; Passeriformes; Motacillidae
Gene: IPCEF1
Product: interaction protein for cytohesin exchange factors 1
Exons: 11
Coding region: 6935-8227 (430 amino acids)
Source: RefSeq, a predicted model, not a curated record
AAAAGAAGGAUUUGUAUUUAAUGAUUGGUGGGGAAAGAGGGAAGUUAAAUGCUAGUUUGCACUUAGGACUGGGGCAGGAAUCACAUGUGAUAACAGGAUGUUAAAAACACAGUGUAAUUCUGUCUGUGAAGAUGUCACCAUUCUGCUGCAACGAGCUGAUGAAGUUGUGCUACAGCCCCACAGGGAGAGACAGGGUGUUUCAUUCACUUUUCAAUUAAUUACGUUUGGUUGUGACUCACUCAUGACUGGGGAGGCUGGUUUGGACCUUUCUGAUCAAAGCAGUUAUGUCUGUCUUCUGCCACUCUCCUCCACUCCCCGAGAUGGCAGUCUGUACUAGACAUGAACUGCUGCUGUGCAGCUGAACCCUGUGACAGUUUGGUCCUGCCCCCAAGAAAAGGGCUGAAACUGCCUUGUUGUAGGCUCUGUGGUGUAGUAUAGUCCAGCCUCAAAAAGGCUGAACUGUUCUAAAGGUGUUGUCCAAACAAGACUUUUAAAAUGGAAAUUCUGCUCAUCUUCAGUGUUGUGUUUUCUGUACUUAAAUAAUGAAUGGGGGCCAAUAUGCUUAACCUCUUAUUGUGUAUAGUGAGUAUAGAGGAUGCUCUACAGUUUAGGGGUAAAAAAAAGUCCCACAGAUCUAGGAAUAAAUCACAGCUCAUAUCCUUCUGGAUAACCUGCAAAAAAUUCUGCUAUUAUGCAAAAACUUGGCUCAUCUCUUGAUGUUGAAUGUACAUGUAUCUAUCCCAUCAAAAACUGUAUCUAGGCUGACUUCCUUAAUGAGUACCAUGUAUAUUUCCAGAUAUCCUGCCAUGGUACAAAGUACUCCACAGUACUUUGAAUACGCUGUCAUUGUGGCAAAACAAUGCAGUUAAUUGGAAAAGAUCAUAAAGCCCACUAAAAUGGAAAAUAAUAUUUAGUACUGUUGCAUAUGUGUAUAGUGGGGAUCGUACACUUUUGAAAUAUGGAGCAGGCUUCUGUUAAAGUCUGUAGAAUAUGUGAAAGCCAAUACCUUUGGUUUCUCAUACAUAACCAUUGCAAAAAAAAAGUCCUAUUUUGGAUGGUAACAUGUGAGAGGAAAUAGGACAUAAAAAUGAACACUAACGGCUUGUAGAGACAGAGUGCAGGGCAAUUCUCCAAACCAUGUGUUUCCUCUAGUAUUAUGGACAAUUAAAUUAAUCAGUGUUUGAAGUCUGGAUGACCAACAGAGGUGAACACAGUACUGAGAGUAUUAUACUAAUUCUGUGUUAAUCAAUGAACCAAUAACUUUUCCUUUUUCAUAAGCUGGGCUUGUUUUACAAGCAACAUGCUCCAUAGUCUUGGUGCUUGUUGAACAGAAAGGAGAGAGACUAAAAAUCCAAAACUUAACCAAACCAGGAAACAGAUGGUAAAGACUAGCUUUAUAGUUGGAGAGGAUAAAGAAUUUUUUUCUUGCGUAAAUGUUUCUUUAUUCCAAAUCUUGCAUCCUGUCCCUUUCCUUGCAGGUUUUACUUCCCUAGGAGCUUUCCUGCAUUCAUCAUUCAAUUUUUGGAAUAUCUUACACGUGAUCCGAGCAGAAAGGCUUGCGUGCUCAUGCAUUCUCAGAAAUGCCUUUGCUAGCAGGAUUGGUAUCUCGGAGGAGUGUGAAUGUUUGCUUCUGCUUGAGUUUUCUGCACUAAAAUAUUCAUCUCCCAAUUUUCACCGUACAUCCUAGUGCACCAUCUCGAAGUGUGAGAUAGAAAUACUUGUGGGCAAUUGGAAAGAAGUGUUGUGUCCUUUGUCCUGCUGUACAACUGUGGCUUCUUUCUUUGCUGUAGCCUGAGCUUUACUUUGCACAUGCUGUGGUUAUGGAGCACGUGCUCUUUGUAGCUGUCACAUAGGAAUGCUUUUGUCUCCUUGCCGGCUGUAAAGUUUUCAUAAUGGACAAGAGCUCUUGAGGAAGCCACUGACUUAACUCAGCAUAUUCUGUGAUUCACUUAAAAUGUAGAACGAGCACUCCAAAAAAAACUCAGUUUGGAGAAUGCAAAAAGAGGGGUCAGGCUAAGCUAAAUGUAUGGGUCUGUGUUGUGUCGAAUGCUGCUUCAGCUGAGUGGCAGUAACUCUGCAAAGAAAGCACCCCACACAACUGCAGCAUGCACAUUUGUUUCUACCAGUACAUUUGUAUGGUGCUGGAAUAUGAAAUAAGGGCAGUCUUUCAAAGCAGUUAUAUAUAGUUCCACACGCCACACUUGAGCUGUAAGAUAUAUUGACAAAAGCAGUCAAGAGCUGCUGUCAGUGUGUAAUUUCACCAAAUUCUGCUGCCUGUGCUUCUGCUGCAUCAGUUUAAAAUAGUAACCUCUCUUUAUCCUGUUGCCUGCACAAUGCAAGUCCUUAACAAUCAGUUUUGUCUUCCUUUGUGAUAGCAACUGCUAGUAAGAUUGUGUCAUUCCCACAGGGCCUCGUGCAGUGGUCCAAAAGCUUAGUUAGUUUGGGUUAUUCUGGACUUUGUCCAGAAGUGGAAAGUCAAAUUUUAAAAACAGUGUUGCAGCUCCAGCAUCGCUUAAGAGUUGGGAUUUUUUUUUUAAUACAUACUAGAUAUGAAACAGGCAGGAGUUGUCUGUUGCUCAUACUUUGCCAGUGGAAGAAAAAAUUAGGAUUACAUAGUCAAUGGAGGAAAAAACCCCAGAACUUUGGGUGUCCUCCAGUUCCUGCCAGUGGGAGAAAUGUGUUUGUUUUAGCAUGACACAGAAUAGAUGUAAACAUUUCUUUUUAAACCUCCCUGUGUGGUCACCUCAGUUAUUCGGGAUGAUGUAAGCCACUGGCUUUCUCCCUUAAGUGGUUGUGGAGUUAUCCAAUAUAUUUUUUUGGGAGAGGGUAAAGAUAUCUUAGACAAUUAUGUGAUUGAUUAACAGAGUAUGGAGACAAGACAGAGUAAUUUGGCAUAAAAUAAGUGCCAGAGAGUGCUGAGUUAUAGGGAGAAUCCUUGGGGUCAAUUUAUGAUUGUGGUUGCUGUUUGUUCUCUGGUGAGGGUGAAUGUUCUCUAUGUCAGACAGCAGCCAAGGAAUCAGAGGACAAGAAGUCCAGUUUACUGUGCCAUCUUCAGCUGAGUGGGGUAGUUGCUUGGGCUUUUUUGGUUGGUUGUUUCUGGCAGCCCACACCCUCCUUGGUAAGUGUAGCCCUUUUUCAGUGCAAGUGAGCCAGAGUAGGAACUGUUGAAACCUACCUGUGGAGCAAACCUGACAAGAUUCUGAUGGAUCACUGGGCUGUGCUGACUGAUGGUGCUCAGCCACCAGGUAUUUAGAUGUGCUCUGGGAGUGCCUUUGCAGGUGAGGGGCCUCAGACCCUUGUGACCUUUGCUUAGAAGCUUUUUUGUUUGGGCAAUAUUUACUGAGAGGCAUACAAUAUGCCACAGUCUAAACUGAUAUUCAAUGUUUUGACCGUGUAUUUAAUGUUUUGGGUUUUUUCCAAGUAACUGCAUGUUUCUCAGUGCUACUUAUUAAUGUGUUUUCCUCUUUCAUCCCCCAUUAGCUGUUUUCAGUACCAAUGUUUCUAAUGAAAUCCUCCCAUAUUUCCAGUGAAAAUGUUCAUAAUGCCAAGUAGUCACAAAUGAGCCAUAAAAUUUUAAUCUGUAAACUGUAAAGGAGCCCCAACCAAACAAAACUCCAUUAGCAAAACAUAAGAAAAAACCCCCACAUUUUCUGCCUUGUGAAUAACAACUUCAUGAAUAAUAAUGAAACUACGAUUUUCAUCCAGGUGAAAGAUCAGUCAAACUUUAAUGGCUGCAUCUUGGGUGAUUUGUUUGAGUUUAUUACAUGACAGUAGAAAGUGAGGGCUGUAGUUCAGGUAUUGUAGAUUCAUGUAGUGCAACUGUGGUGUUUAAAUGUGCCUCCACAGAAUGUGACCAAAGGCUUUCUUAGGUGUGACACAGUUAUAGCUGAAAUUCUCCCAUGUCACUGAAUGUCCCAUUGAACAUGCAGAAGUCUUAAUAUUGUCUGGUGCAUUUCUUGACCACUGGUUUCUGGGGGGAAGUUGGUAUAAGUUCCUAUAAGUGAGCAGGAUGAGAGCAAAAUAAAUUAUGUCCUAAAUUAAUUAUUUCCCUUUUCCUAUGUCUUUCUGACCUUUUCCUCCCUACAUUAAGGCUAAGAGACUUUCCAAGAAUUUAUUUCACAAACAAACAGCUAUAAAGUCUUUAAUAUUUAUAGCAUAAUCAGUUUGUUUUGAUGUCCGAGAUAGUUUUGAUCAGAGCCUUCCAGCUAAAAUAGUGCUGCCCACAAGACAACAUUUCCAAGUUCUUGAUUCAUGUAAGAAUUCCUCUCUGCUUAGUAAGUAAGUAAGCUGUUGGCUUAGACUUUGCUUUGAAGUCACUUAGACCACCCCAAGCAGUCCUUGGUCCUUUAGGUCCAGACACAUCAGCUUCUUAUCACUGCAUAGGAAGAAAGGUCUGGUUUUUUCUCCUCUUUCGGAGUUUUGUAACAUUGGAUUCAUAGGUUGCAUUGGAGAGAUGGGUGUCGACCUCCUGCCAUUCCCUGCCUGCCCUCUGCUGCUGUCUGUGCAGUGGCCAUGUGGGAUGGAGGGACAAGAAGGCAAGGGCAAACCCAUCAGCUAAAGCAGCAGCCCCUUUCUUCCCUCCCUCAUGCUCAGGAUAUGAGUGACAGGCCUCUGAAUAAAAGGCUAAUGGGACAAGGUACAUGAUUUGCAAAGUUGGUUUUCCUGCGGAAGUACGGGAACAUUGUGGAGUGACAUGAUAUGUUGCUCAGUGUUAGCACAGAGGGAGCCAUUAUCUGAGAACCGAAAAGGUUUGGCAGCAUAUGAGCUCCCUGUAUGGCACAGGCAUGUUUCACCUAGUGCUGCACAGAGAGGCCUUUACUAAAGCAAAGGGGACAAGUGAGCUGGGGCAGUCUGGGAGAGGCAGUCAGGCCAUACCCCGGGGUGCUCGCACAUGGGUGAGUCUGGUCACAAGAAAUGCAUUUGACCUGUACUGACCAUGGCCGGCUGCUGUGCUUGGAAUGGAUGUGGUCUGUGUGGGAAAUAAGGCUUUUAGAAGGCUGUGGAAGAGGCUCAGGUUUCAGCAUCAUGACUCAUUUUCCCAGUGGUUGACCAAAGCAGGGGGGAGGUGUGAUGAGAAGUACUCCUCCUAUCUUUCUCCCCAUCAAGAAAUGUCAAGGAGUGAAAACAAACAUCACCAGAAGUCUGAAGUUCAAAAAACCUGUAUCACAACAAGGUUACCAAAGCACAUGACUUCUCCCACAAGUCACUCUUGCAAAUGUGGAUUUUUCAUCUAGUUUGCAAUGAAGCAUUUGGUGUGUUUUCAAAACGCAGAAGAUUUUAGACACCCUCUGGUCUCACACAGUAUUUGCUGUUCAUGUAGCUGGCUGUGAAGAGAGACAGCUUGGCUAGUGAGGCUGGCUCUGGCACUGUUGUCUCAGGGCAGGAGCUGUGAGAACUGCAUCACCCUGACUAGUUUGAUACAAGCUUUUUGGGUUGGAUGUGCAUAACAUGCUUACAUUUUAAAAUGAAGUGAAAGUCAGUUACAAAAUCACAAAAACAUACAAAAGCCAUUAGUGGGAGAAGAGAUGCUGCCAAAACAUUGUUCUCUGGUUGCUCUCCAGUACUCCUGCCUAGUAUGCUCCCCCAAGACUAAAUUCCAGGUGCUGCCCUGGUGGAAGGUGGCACUCUACAUGACCCCAAAGGCUCGUUUCCAUUGUUGAAAGCACAGGCCAAGCAAUGUUUCUGUUGUUUUUCUCUAAGUCUUCAGUGAUUUCCAGUGAUGACUAGUCUAUUCAGUCUCUUGCUACCUCCUCCCUUUGCUCAAGGUGCCCUUCCUGAGCACCUCAGGCAGUCUCGGCAUUGUCACACCUGGGUGCCUGCAGAAGGCAGUGUUGUGUUCAACAUGCUUGUGCUGCUUUUGUACUUGAGCAUAAAUAAGAAAUUCUUCCACUAAGUAAACAGGGUUUGUCAGGCAAGAGGUUCUGUCCUCAGCACUAGGUCUGAGCACUAGGUUCCUUAUACUUUUUGUGUCAAAUCUGAUUGGUUGAUUAUAGCUAUAGCUAUUUUUGAUUUAUGAUUGAAAGGGUGAAAUGAAAAUAGGAUCUUGUUGAUGAAGAAGAUUCAAAUGAACAUUUGAACAAAUUAAUAAAGAAACUAGAGAAGUAAGACCAGGCACUAAUUCUUUAUCUGAGCAGUGCUAAACAAAAAAAUACACAAAGUAAACGUGUAUGUGUUUUGCAUUUGUGUGAGGUUUCAUAUCUCAGCCUUCUGUCUGGAAACUUUUAAUAUUAUACUCCUACAAGUUCCUUGACAAUGGGCUGCAGGUAACUGUAGUUUAUGAUCAAGCUGCUGCUGUAUUAUUGUACAGUUGUAUUUUGGGAGAGCAGACUGCUUGCUACACCUGGGUUUUCUGUUCCUUCCCAGCCCUCCCACUCUAAAACCAAUGCACAUUACAUCAGGUGGCUUUCAAAAUUAUAAGCUCAUCGCUAGAUCCUCUUUUCACUGUCCUACUUGGUUCAAGUUUUGAGAACAAUAGGAAAAGUAUUUUUAAAGGCUGAAGAUACUGCAAUACCAUAAGCACAGGAAAUUAUUGAUUGGUUUGAGAACUGGAGCCAUUGUAAGGUAACAGAUAUGCUGCUGUAUUUAAGAUGAAAAGUUUUUCUUCAAGUAGAAAUUGGGUUAUGUUCUUGGACUAUUAAAUACACUCUUGAUUCAGAAAUGCACAAAGCACCAUUUGUGCCACUUAAAGUUCACAUGGAAAAGCUGAAUCAUCCAAGCCAUCUGAAUGAUGCACACUCUUUGGUAGUUGUUUUCUUCAUCAGGCAGCUGGUGAUCUCUCUUCCUGUAUUCAGGGCUUGGGUGGGGGAGGAAAAAAGGAAGACAGAAAGGAGUCUCUAGGGUGGGGGGAGAAGCUAUUGCUUCAUGUGUGCAAACUUUUUGGUUUUCCUGAGAUCUCUCUAAAUUUGUGCUUUUCCAUUGAGCUUUGAAACCAUUCAUGGAAGCUGAUGGCAACGUUCUUGUUCCUUUGCGUCAGAAGGCAAAAAAGAAAAGUCAAGGGUUCUUUAUAAUGAGCCGACGGAGGAUAUCGUGCAAAGAGCUGGGGCAAGCCGAUUGCCAAGGAUGGCUCUACAAAAAGAAGGAAAAAGGAGCUUUCAUUGGCAACAAAUGGAAAAAGUUCUGGUGUGUGCUAAAGGAGUCGUCUCUGUAUUGGUACAGCAGUCAGCUGGCUGAAAAAGCAGAAGGAUUUAUAAGACUUCCAGACUUCAGUGUGGAUCGAGCAAUUGAAUGCAAAAAAAAGCAUGCUAUUAAGAUCAGCCACCCACAGAUCAAGACAUUUUAUUUUGCGGCAGAAAAUGUUCUGGAAAUGAACACGUGGCUAAGUAAGCUGGGAAUGGCUGUAGACCCUCAGGCACCAAACAGGAAGAACGAGGAAGAAUGCUACAGUGAAAGUGAGCAUGAUGAUCCAGAAAUAACAGACACGCCACCUCCACCCUACACAGUUCAGACCCCACCUCCUCCUUCGCAGGAUCAGCAGAAGUCAUCAUUCACCUCAACUCUGUCAAGUGAAGCAUCUUGUUCUCUCUCCUCUCCUGAAAGCACUUUCAAUUCCCAAGAAUCAUCGUCUUCCUUGACAUCCAAAGUGGUUUAUUCCGAGAGGCAGUCCUGGCUUGACCUGGUUACCAGCUCUGCCACGGAAGAGGGUGAUCAGCCUUUAACGUUCUGCGUACAGAUUCAUUCUGACGAGGCCCCAGACGUGGUCUGUGGGGAUGCAGCAGAAGACCAGGAAGUCCGGCUUUCUGCACCCAACGGUGGAUCCCAAACCUCUUACUUAGGUGCAGAUACACAUUGUCUAACUGUGCCAGAUGCAACAGGACAGCGAUUACCAGCCAGAGACCAGGAAAAGUGUGAUGAUGAUGAUGAAAUGGAGCGACUUUACAAGUCAUUGGAGCAAGCAAGCCUGUCUCCCAUUGGUGAUCGUCGACUGUCAACUAAGAAGGAGCUUAGGAAGUCAUUUAUCAAGCGCAGCAAAAACCCCUCCAUUAAUGAGAAACUCCACAAAAUUCGAAUGCUGAACAGUACAUUAAAGUGUAAGGAACAUGACCUGGCCACAAUUAACCAGUUGCUAGACGACCCAAAGUUGACAGCAGUGAAGUACAGAGAGUGGAGGAGCACAAACAUCAUGCUGGUCCAAGAUAUUUAUCAGCAGCAGGAGGUCCAGGACAUGUCCACAGAGAAUAGUGAGGAGCAAGAAAUUACUCCACAGCCAGUCACUGAAAGUGCUAUUUGAUCAAUUGCACAUGGCAAGAUUUUCUGCACGGGUCUUCACGUACAAGCAAUUUAAGCUGCUGUAUCUUGAGGUUUGUUUUUCGCAAGUGUGCUUCAAAAGGAAAACGACCCAUUCUCCAAAGUUUUAAAUGCUCUUGCAGAACUCAUUUAAUGUCAAAUGGGCAAGUUCCCCAAACUUGCACAAGUUGCCCAAAAAAGCACACCUGAAUGUAGCCUGCGUACGUAAGAAGACUAUUUAACAAAGCAGCAAAGAAACAUUUUUCAGUUUUUGGAGAAGAAAAUUCUAAGUGUCCAGCUCCUGGAGGACACAGAACUAUGUAAUAUCUACUGUAUAAAUAUGAGAUCCUUGGGAUUGUUUUGACCAUACAACUUACCUUGAAAUGAAGCUAAACUGAUCCAAACAGGAUGUAGUCUACUCUACCUUUUUACCCUCUAAGGUAACCUGAUGUACAUAUUUUCAUCUCUGUAUCCGUUUACUUUCACCACUCAACCAGUUUAAAUGGAGACAAAUGGAAGAGUAAUUAUGCAUGAUUUGAUACUGUAGACAGCUGCCAGGCACUCAGUUUGGGCUCUACCUGAUGUUUUGUGAGUAUCAAAUUUAUUUAUGGUCCAGACCAAGAAGGUACUGUCUUUCUACAUGAAGAAGAGGUCUCUAAGUUUUUGCUAACAUGUAAUUUACUCUUCAGUGAGACAAGAUUCAACUUUUCUUAUGGACAUGGCAGAAUUCCUUGGAAGAUUAUGUUCUUCUUUCUUAUUUUUGACAAUUGGGAGUAUAUAAGGUACAAGUUCAUCCCAGAGUCCAACUUAAGGAAGGUGAUCAUAUUCACAAGCCAGAAGCUAAAUGACUCAACUCCUAAUGUGGACCUGGAAGUGUAAAACAAAGCUGCAAAUAUUUUUGUAAAUAUAUGUAAUUUUAUGACUUAUAUGAAUGUGACUAUGUACUGUAUAGACGUUUAUUUAUAUAUUUAUAUAUGCGGAAUUUCUUAAUAUAAAUAGGCACAUGUGGACCAAGCCCACCCAGCUGUGAGUGCUUACAGAUUGACUUGAAAUGCCUCUUUAUUUUGUGUUCCAUUAUAGAUCAUGGUAAUGGCUCUGUAGCUGAGACUACCCUGAGGCAUAUGCUGUGACUCUUUCUUCUGCUUUUCUAGCUUUGAGUUUUAGAUGAAGAAGAUCUGUACAAUUUAGGGCCUGAAGAAAGUUUUCUAGACAGUUUCAAGAUUUCCCUUUGGGGGAAAAAAUAGAGGUUUUGCUGCAGGAUCAUGAUUUUUUGGCUUCAUUGUCCUUAGUACAUGGUUUUGGGCUUUUGCCUUCCUCUCUUCUGCAGUAUAAGAAAUUUUGCAGAGUGCUGAAUUUUGAAAAGCAAGAAUUAGUCCACCAUUCCCAAAUUAAUGUCACUAUAGGAACUGUGACAAUCUGCACUUCUGUUGCUAUUUCAUGAAGAUAUUAUUUGUCAUUUAUUUUCAAUACAGUUUAUCUUUUAAAGUAAAAUACACUAUAGGGAUGCAGCCAUAUUCAUCUCUCUUUAUACAUUUUAUGUUUUAUCACAGCUUGAUUGACAAAACAAAAGAUAAUGGUGUUAGUGGAAACAUGUGAAAUCUUUUCCACCUGUGUAGUGAUUUAUUUGAGUGUUGAUAUUGCAUUUUUGAUUCUCAGCAGCUGUUCUUUUAUAAUAGAGGCAAGGAAAUAGAUGAACAUGACUAAAUGGGGAAGCAGACACAAAACUCUGGAUGGUUAAAAAGCUAUUCUUUUCAGGAAAUCAUCAUAUGCGUGGUGAUUUCAUCACUUCACUAAGUAACUAGAAGUUAAGCAAGCUAAAUACCUGGUGCAAUUUGGUUUGGAGUAAUUGCGUCUUAAAAAUGGAGCCCAUUUUUGGGUUGCUUUUUUGUUCUUCUUUUUUUUUUUUUUUCUUUUCUUUUUUUUUUUUAAAUAAUUAUUCCACCAUUCUCAUUGAAAUGUUGUCAAUUAACUGCUAAGAGCACCCUGAAAAUUAGGAGUGUAGGGAUUAAUCUGCUUGGUCCAUUUAAUUUUUAACUACCUGGUGCUAAGUAAUGGAUAAAUAUUGGAGGACAAAUUGCAUGCACAUUUUCUGUCACAUAUGUGAGUUUCUCAUGUAAACACCAUUUUCCUUCAAAAUCAUCUUCACUUAGAUGCUGAAAAGAAGCACAUACUUAAGUGGCCUGUUGAGCUGGGCCAGACAAGUCAGUGCCUUGCAGUUCUGAGCAAAGUCUGAGUCAACUCCAUUUGCUGAAGUAGAUUUGCUGCCUACAAAGAAAAGCCUAUGUGGCCUGUACAUGCUGUGUUGGCUAUUUUCACACUGCACUUGUGUAAACAAAGACAAAACAGCUUUCCCAAAUCUAGAGACAAAGAGAUGCCCUUGGACUGCCCAAACUCUUCUAUUGGUUUUGACAGAUUACAUAGCCCGAAAUUGCUUUUAAAUUACUCUCUUUUAGAUGGUCAGUAGAUACUUAUUGUUGAACUAUUGAGGUUUUGGAGACCUACUGAGCAUGGGCUCAAUCACUGCUUAGAAAAGAACAGAAAAUUCUUGGACGGGGUUGCUUUAAUCCCAGUUAUAACUUUAACAAAUUUCUUUGUUCAGGAAAGCAAAUGUAUGGGUUUUAUGUACUGUGCAGGAAGUCUAACUCCACUCUCUCAGCUACUGCUUAGAUUCAAAAUAAUGGAAAGCGUGGAAAAUGCAAAGUGAAAAUUGCAGUGAAACAGGAUUAAUUUUCUGGCAUUGCUAAUUACUGUGACACUUUUCGCCUGGGUUUAUCACAAGGCGCUGCCCAGCAGCGUGAAAGCCAUAAUCAGAGACAGAAUUACGCACAAGCUGACAGCUACAGCGGGGAGCCACCUCAACAGGAGAAACUUGGACAAGUCUGUGCUCUGCUCGGUGAUGCUUGCAGUAACCGGUAUUUCUUGGUCUGGAUUGGAAGACCUGCACUAUUGACUCAUAGCAGAGGGAGCUGUGCAUCCCUAGUGUGUGAAUGUCAAGAAGUCUUUAACCAUCUGCCUCAAGGGAGAUGUUUUAUAUACUUUUUUGGGAGAAAGUAUGUGUGUGUGGAUACGUGCACAUGCACAAUUUUUCUUCUGUCAGUAAAGCCAGAUGGUGCAGCAAGUCCAGCAAUGGAGAUUUUGGAAUUCCUGGUAACAAUAUCUAAUUUCAACUGUUUCUGUAGCUUUUCUGGAAAUCUAAUCUCUCUGUUCUGGUGGUGUACAUCUCUUGAGAUACGAGAAUGAGGUGGGAUCACAUUUCCUUUGUUAUGAUGGAAGAGAUUCCAUGUGGGGAUUGUGAAUAUUUUUACAUCUAGCUCUGAUGAUUCAAUCAAUACUAGGGUUUCACCUUGUCAUGGUUUUUAGUGCAGCUGGAGAUGAAACACCAUGCAGGUGCUUGCUCAGCCCCCCUCUCUUUUCCUUCCCUAUCCCUGUGUAAUGGGGAGCAGAAUUGAAGUAAAAAUUGUAGGCUGAGACUAGAAAGGUUUUAUAAUUUAAAAUAAAGUAAAACACAACAGUAAUGGUAAAUAAUAAUAAUGAUAAAAAAGGAAAGAAACCCAAGCAAGUGAUGUACAAUGCAAUUGCUGACCACCCACUGACCUGCCAAACCCCUCUUCCCAAACCCAGGUGAGGCCCCCCUCCCAGGUAGCUGGUUUAUUUAUUUUGCCCCUGGUUUAUUUACCUGGCAUGAUGUUCUGUGAUGUGGAAUAUCCCUUUGGUCAGUUUGAGUUCCCUGUCCCAGCUAUGCUCCCUGCCCGUUUGGUUUUUUGUGUAUUUCCUCACUGGAAGAGCAGGAGACAAGGAAAAAUAUCCUUGACUUGGGAUAAACAUGGCUUAGCAAAAAACAAAGCACCAGUGUGUUACCAAUACCAUUCUCAUUCUGAAUCCAAAACACAGCACUGUAACAGCUACUGAAGCAGAAAUUAACUAUACCCUAACUGAUACCAGGAAUAAACAGGAAUAAAUAAUGUGCUACUUCUCUUUUUUGCAAAUAAUUUGAAUUUUGGGGGAUACCAUCAUAUUGAGAGAAAAGGCUGGUGUGGGGCCUUUUCAAGGAGGAAGGGGAAGAAAAAACAUGGUAUUUGAUUUAAAACUGUGUGGAAAUUCAGAAUUUAAAAUUAUCUCUAACUUGGAAAAAUUACGGGUGUGUUAAAUCUAUUGU